Messenger RNA from Nannospalax galili (Upper Galilee mountains blind mole rat), 885 nucleotides. It is a transcript of the gene CUNH3orf49, whose product is annotated as chromosome unknown C3orf49 homolog. NCBI's taxonomy places the organism in Eukaryota, Metazoa, Chordata, Mammalia, Rodentia, Spalacidae. The coding region runs from base 1 to 885 and encodes 294 amino acids. The record is from RefSeq and is a predicted model, not a curated record. The transcript is spliced from 5 exons.
AUGGACCACACUCGGCCCUUUAGGCCAGAAUCCCUGAAGGUCGCCUACGGGAAAGUUGGCCAGUACCAAAGGUUCCAGCAACCCAGAAAGAAAAAUGGCUCAUUCAAAAGGAAGGGGAUUGAAAGAUGGCAUAGAACUGUGUCUACCAACUUAGCAAAACAGAAUGUGUUGGUCCCCAAAGAGGAAUCAUCGAGCGAAAGUGACUUGGGGUUUCAUGAAAACCAGCAAAAUCAGAAAAAAAAUUUGAUGAAGAAAAUGAAGACUGCUUUGGGGAAAAUGUUGCCCUUCAAGAGCAGAGGCAAACCAGCCAGUGCUCACAGGGAGAGUGUCACCAGACAGAAGGAAGCCCUCCUGGCCAGCACACAGAGCCUGCUUCCUAGGCUUGUCAGGGAGCUCCCGUCUCCCAAGUUAUUUACCAAGCCAAGAACAGGAAAGCUUUCACAGAACGCAACUAUACAGCUUGAUGUUGUAGAAGCAGAGACUGAAGAGAUAAGCAAGGUAGGCGGGCUCCUCCGGGCCAGGAGAACUACCAGGCGGUUAUCUGUGAAUUCUCUUCCUUCUGGGCUUCAGAAGGUACCACAUUCAUCAAAAAAGAGACCACAUUUUCUAGCACUGAAAAAGAAGAAACACAGCAUGGAAGGCAUCCUUGGAAAAUCAGACUCGACAGUGGGAAAGCUUCAAAUGCAGGUAGAUGACCUCAUAGAAACAGUGAUGGAGAAGUCCAGGAAGCUACUGGCCCAAAGGCAUGCUGAGCUUCAGCAGUGCCAGUUUCUAGGAGAUGAAAUUCUUCAGUCUUCCAAGCAGUUCCAGAGGCUAUCCAAGAGGACCAUGCGGAAGUACAGGCUGAAGAGCGUGUGCUCCCCAUGUGCCUGCUGCUGCUGCUGA